Girardinichthys multiradiatus is the source of this 3996-nucleotide messenger RNA. RefSeq names its product gsk3b interacting protein (gene gskip). The coding region runs from base 2739 to 3140 and encodes 133 amino acids. The record is from RefSeq and is a predicted model, not a curated record. Gene Ontology annotation, molecular function: protein kinase A binding; kinase regulator activity. Gene Ontology annotation, biological process: regulation of canonical Wnt signaling pathway. The transcript has 3 exons. Gene Ontology annotation, cellular component: cytoplasm. Lineage: Eukaryota; Metazoa; Chordata; Actinopteri; Cyprinodontiformes; Goodeidae.
UACCAUAACGUUGAAGGCUUAUGAUCGUGUCACAUAUUUUUACUGAUCCAGAUUAGUAUCAGGCUUUUAUUUAUAAGUUUUUUUUUAUUCAAAUAGCGAAAGAGUAGAGAGGGAUUUUAUCAUCUCUUUACUUUGUUAUAAAUUAUUUUUUCAUUCAAGGUUAGAAGAAACUGGUUUGAGUGAUCCCUCCCCACGCAGAGCAGCUCAGAGAUAGGGCUGGAAGCUUCUACAAGCCGGAAGAAGAGAACCAACGAGGAGGUGGCCACAAGAUGUCGCUGUUUUCAACGUUUACGAUGGGGGGAGAUAUAUACAUAGAAAUGCAAUUAAACAAUAUAACACCAAUUACAAUACAUUACGUAGUGUAAAUGAUUAUUGUACUUUAAAUGUGACGUUAUUAUUUAAAUAGAUUAUGUAAAUAACACCCCGUCUGAAUAAUACCUAAAAUACAAGUAUGAUUAUAAUAAAAUUAUAAAGAAUGCGAAAUUCAUGUAUUCCAAUUAAAGUAUAAUUUACUUAUUUUUUUUGUGUAUAAUUAAAGCACACACCGUAUUACGAAGUUAUGAAUAUGUUUACAUAUUUAUAUUUGGUAACUGAUUUUUAUAAUAUGCAAUUUGAAUCGGACUGGAUAUGACUUAAAUUAAGAGGAUACAUCUGCAUUCAGUGUUGCUGUUUCAGUUUUUAUCUUGUGACUUUAAGUUAGGAGGUGAAUCACUGGUUUUUGUGUUUGAUGUCAGAACAUUUACUGGCACAUCUUACUUAAAAAGAAAAUCGUCCUUAUAGGAGAAUUUGAAAUUGGACCAAUUUUAGUUGAAAAACCUGAAUAUAAACACAAACAUAGUCACAUCUGACUAUGUUUACUCUGUCAUAUGUUGUUAUGUUACAGCCAAAAACUUCAAUGUAUUUGAUUUGAAUUAUUAUGUGAUAGGCCAACACAAAAUAGUGCAUAAUUGUAAAAUGGAAGGAAAAUCUUUCACAAAUGAAUAUUAGACUGAACAUUUUGCCCGUUAUUGUCAAAAUAGCUCAAGCUCCGUCAGAUUCAGUUUAUAUUAAUUUUGUUAAUCUUCCCACGAAUUCCCAAUCUGAUUUAGAUCUGGACUUUGACUGGGCCAUUUUAACACAUGAAUAUGCUUUUAUAUAAACCAUUACAAUGUAACUCUGGCUGGAUGUUAGGGUCAUUGUGCUGCUGGACAGUGAACCUCCGCACGAGUCUCAAGUCUUUUGCAACACCUAAAAUGUUUACUUCCAGGAUUGCCCUCCAUUUAGCUCCAUCCAUCUCCUCAUCAACGCUGCCUAGCUACCCUGUCCCUGCUGAAGAAAGGCAUACCCACAGCAUGACACUUCUACCACCGGGGUUAUAGUGUGUUUUUGGAGGUAUGCAGUGUUAGAUUUUUGCCAUGUAUAACAUUUUGCAUGUAGGCCAGAACCAAACCAGAACAUCUGAACAUCUUCCACAAGUUUGCUGUGUCCCCUAACUGGCUUGUGAGAAACUGCAAACAGGACUUUCAAAUCAAUGGGUCCCAUUAAGGACAGGUUUGCACUGCAUGACCAGUAGAACAGCUUUAUUUGUGCUGGGAUAAAAUUACACACAGCUAGAAUCUUAUUUACAAUUUAAGUGAUUUCUGAAGGUAAUUGGUUGUACUGGAUUUUAUUUAGGGAUAUCGACUGUAAAGGGUGUGAAUGCCAAUGCACAGCACAAUAUUCAGAUUCUUGUUUGCAAAAACAAACAUUUAAAUUAGGUAUCCUUUCGUUCUAUCUCACAAGUAUGCACUGCUUUUUGUUGGUCUGUCACAUAAAAUCCAUUGAACUCCAAAAGCUUGUAGCAAUAUGCGAAAAAAAUCUGGGUUUGAAUGUUUUUGCAAGGUCCUGUAUGUUUAAAACAUGAUGUGUCGGUCAGUCCUUGCGAUUAAGCAAUAACAGACAUUUUGGCAAAACCAGUCAAAGUAACAGCAAAGCACAGAGCAAUUUCCCCUCCCUUUAAAAGGCUGAUUCACUGCGUUUCAAUGUGGAAGUGAUGGGCUCGGUGGCUAGUGUUGCUGCUAUCGCAGGCACCCAGCCAACCGAGCAAAUGAUGACGAAGCCAGAUGUGAAGCAAUUCGCAACUGCUGACACACACAGUAAUGUUGAACUGCACCCUGAUAUAAAUGGACCUCGACAAGUUUCAACUUGUUCAACAAAUGCAGAAAACUUUAAAAAUACAACCAGGGUUACUUUAAUUAGUGGAUUAUAUAACUAUAUCCAUGGGAAAUACAAAGGCUUGCAGUGACGGGCUGCUUAGCCUUGAUAGUUUAACAAUAACAAGGAAAUGAUUUUGUUUUCUCUUGGGCGGAUUUAGGAACAGAGACAAAAACAACUAAACUAGACUAAAAGAAGGGACACCUGUUCAGUCUUACUUCCUCUUAGACUAGUUUAGGUUUAUGCUACACUCCUGAUGCUAAUAAUUGACAAUAGUCUUCUUGUAUUUUAAAAAUAGAGCAAGCUGAACAGUCAGAUGCCUGUGUUUCACUUCCGUUUUAGGCAAACAUGACCCACCAUUACAUUAUGAUAGAAGAAAGGAACUGCUUUAAAUCACAAAACUCUCUUUUCUAAUGAUCAGUCUGUUUUCUUAGUUUACUUAAUGCAUAGUAGGCAUUGGUUUCCAUAGCGAUAAAGAACAUCACAAUCCCUUCCAUCCGUUCUUUGGAUUUUCUCCUUAAAUUCAAAGCUGGGCCUGUAUAGUACGCUGCUCUGUGCUCCAGGAGAUGGAGAUAGACUGUCCCCCAGAGGAGUCCAUAACAUCCACGUUCGAUGAGGACUCAGUUGAACGGGGAGACGUCAAGGACAUGAGGUUGGAGGCGGACGCAGUCAUCAACGAUGUUCUCUUCGCCGUAGUCGAAAUGCACGUCUCGCAAAGCCUCACCAGCGCAUCCGAUGUGGCCUACAUCAACGUGGAGACGAGAGAGGGGAACCGUUACUGUCUGGAGCUGACGGAGGCCGGACUCAGGGUGGUGGGCUACGCUUUUGAUCAGGUGAAUGAGGAGCUAAACACUCAGUAUCACGAGACUGUGUACUCUCUUCUGGACACGCUCAGUCCGGGAUACAGGGAAGCGUUUGGGAACGCUCUGCUGCAGCGGCUGGAAAAGUUGAAGCAAAACGGACAGUAAAAAGGACAAAGAGCAUGUGGGCAACUUUUGAAUUGUAAACACCCAAGUUUUUACUUUGGCCUGUUAUGUAACGUAUAAUAGCCUAGUUGCCACUACAAUAAAGGCUAUGGAGCCCUAUUAGCCUAGUUUUUCUUAACAUUGAAUGACUUCAUGUUAGUUUUAGGGACUGCUUCAGAUUGGCUGUUCGGGAUCUGUUGCAACAGUGUGCUGUUUACUGUGGAAAUAUCUAAUUUCUGUUAUAACUUAGUUACUGUAAGUGGAAAUUCUGCUCCUUUUUGUACUCGUUGAUGAUGCAGAGAGCCGUUUAUUUUGAUCUAGUUUCCACAUCUGCUCGCACUGAAGCUGUGACCUGAUAUCUGCUCAAAUAGCUCCUAACCAGUUUUUAUUCAGUCUGUAUCUCUUGGAAGGAGUUGUUGUAAAGCAAGUUGCCUUAAUGAGUGUGGGUUUAAAAAAAAAGUUCAUUAUUUACUGAGAUAACAACACAACUCAUUAAUACCUCAUUCCUCAGUAGUUUGAACAGGCUGAAACAGCAUUUAGUCCCACUCAUCAAAUUCAUUUAGAUAAUUGUUUAUUUUUGUAGUGUUUGCAUCUUAACUUACAAUUUCAGCUGUCCAAAUGUUCCUGUUGUUGGUUUUGUAUUGAAUCUCAUGGUUCUGUCAGAAAGCACAGCAUUUAUUGAUCUUCGUGACUUUUGGAGCUGCAUUAAACAUUUCUUAUUGUAUAUAUAACAUGUGUCAUAACCUAGUCAUAAUCCAUAAGUGUUAUGAAUUAGGCUGAGAAAAAACCUGUUCUCUAUCUGAAUUUAUACAUUUCCUUUCUUGUUGUUCUUUGCCAACAAUAAAAUCUCAGAUGUCAA